CCUACUUUUUCUCUUAGUGUCCAAAGGAUAUAUCCACAGACAUGUUUGCCCGUCUUUGUAGGCGCUUUGGGAGAGUUGAUGUUGAUAGAGAAGAGUCUAGAGUGAAGCAAACGAAACCUAAAGAGGCCUGCAGACAGACGUCAUCCCCUGAAAAUGUCCUAAACAAGGUGCAGGCCAACGAGGAAGAGGAGAGGCUGAAUAGAGAACUAGAGCUAACUACCAAGGAGAGAAAUGAGCUGACAGAAUGCCUCCUUUAUGUGACAGGUGGAUCCAUGAACAAGAGCCCCUACUUCAGGCCAAAUCCAUUUUAUGAAAACUUGAAGAUAAAGGAGAAAGAGGUCAUGUCAUUACUGCACAACUUAGACACAAAGAACAUUGAACAUCGUGAGAAAUUUCAGGAGCUCAAGAAGGAGAUUAACUUCUAUCGCAACCUGCACAGCCGGCUCCUGAUAGACCAGGCAUGUAUGAAGAAGAAGUUGGUCACAUUGGAGCAGGAGAGCAAGGAGGUACAGCGAUAUUUGUUUGAGUUGAACCCAAAGGAUGAAGACGAACAGGAGAAGACCAGCAACCUCCAGACCCAGCAAAAUGUGGUCUCGGAAACUGCAGGAGACAUGGCAUAGGACGGAUCCCAGGAAGACAGCCCCCUGAGGAAUGAGUUUCUCUCUCAGGAGUUCCCUGUGACGACAAUCCUCACAGUCAAAGACUUUUUGGGGGAAUAUUCUUCUUCUCAGAUAAUUUCCUCAAUGUAUAGAGACCCUAAAUUUAUGUAUCCGUAUGCCAGCCUGUCUCAUUGAGGUAUUUCUCCUUUCUCAUACCGACAACACCAUUUGAGAGACAACUGAGGGGACUGCCUUGACAUCUCACGUCCUAGAGGAGAAACAGCACUACAACUCUGUUUCUAAAUGUUCAUUAAGAAAAUGCUGUUAAGAAAUGUUUUUGGUUAUGAUGUUCAUUGAAGUUUUCUUUUUGUUAUUUCAUAGUUAUAUAUUCUUGUUACUGUUUUUCAUUUUUUAUACCAUUUUAGUUGUUCAUUUUAUGCCUG
Molecule: messenger RNA, 1042 nt
Organism: Rattus norvegicus (Norway rat)
Lineage: Eukaryota; Metazoa; Chordata; Mammalia; Rodentia; Muridae
Product: disks large homolog 5-like
Source: RefSeq, a predicted model, not a curated record